AAUGUUACACACAUGCGGAGUCCCAGCUGCUCUAGCGUCCACUGCUUCGUCCCGACCGGGAAUGAGCACUAAAGUCUAGAGGAAACGCAGAAUCAGGACGAGAGGAGUUCUCAGCGCCGCACUUUCUGAAAUCGUCUAUUCCAAAUCAACCUUCUUAAUCGCCGCAGAUGGGGCAUCCUGUCCCAGCGUUGUUUUUGACGAGCCUACUGAUCCUCUUGCGGCUAGUGGCCGCGGUGAGAGCCCAGCAGCAUCGAGACUGCCCACCGCGAUGCCAGUGCGAAGAAGAUGGUAUGCGCCUGCGGGUGGACUGCUCGGACCUGGGGCUCACAACGCUACCCGCCAACCUGAGCGUCUUUACGUCCUACCUUGACGUCAGCAUGAACAACAUCACCCAACUGAGCUCAAGCACCCUGCUGAACCUCCACUUCUUGGAAGAGCUGCGUCUUGCAGGAAAUGACUUGACACACAUCCCCCCAGGGACAUUCUCUGGCCUCUUCAAUCUCAAAGUGCUAAUGCUCCAGAACAAUCAACUGAGGCAGGUCCCCAGCGAGGCCCUCCGCAAUCUGCGCAAUCUUCAGUCUCUGCGUCUGGAUGCCAACCACAUACACAGUGUGCCUCCAAACUGCUUUGAUGGCUUAGUAUCUUUGAGACACCUCUGGCUGGAUGAUAACUCUCUGACCGAAGUGCCACUUCAGGCGUUAAGCAGCUUGUCCUCCUUGCAAGCAAUGACUCUUGCCCUGAACAAAAUCACCCACAUACCUGACCGGGCAUUUGCUAAUCUUUCAAGCUUGGUGGUCUUACACCUUCACAACAACAGGAUUCACUCCCUGGGAAAGAAAUGUUUUGAUGGACUCCACAGCCUUGAAACCUUGGAUCUGAACUACAACAGUCUCGAUGAAUUUCCAGUUGGCAUCAAGGCCCUUGGCAAUCUAAAGGAACUAAGCUUCCACAGCAAUAACAUCAAGUCCAUCCCAGAGCAUGCUUUCAUUGGUAAUCCAUCGCUUGUGACCAUAUUUUUUUACGACAAUCCAAUCCAAUUUGUGGGGAAAUCAGCAUUUCAGCACCUGCCUGAACUGAGAACCUUGUCCCUUAAUGGAGCUACAGAAAUCACAGAGUUCCCUGACCUCACGGGGACCAAAAGCCUGGAAAGUCUGACCCUGACUGGUGCUCGGGUAACAACGCUGCCCAGAGAUGUGUGUGAAGAGUUACCCAACUUGCAAAUUCUGGAUCUUUCCUACAACCUAAUACAGGAAUUGCCCAGCUUUAAUGGAUGUGAGAAGCUGCAGAAAAUAGACUUGCAUCACAACCAAAUUGAAGAAAUCCAAGCCGGGGCAUUUCACUUAAUGUCACUUCGAUCACUUGACCUGGCCUGGAAUAAGCUGAGUGCCAUUGAACCAAAUGCUUUCUCCCACCUGCCUUCCUUAAUUAAACUUGACCUCUCAGCUAACCUCCUGUCCACCUUCCCUGUGGCUGGACUGCAUGGGUUAACCCACUUGAAAUUAGCUGGAAACGAGGGUCUGCAGGAGCUUCUGUCAAAAGAAAACUUCCCAAAGCUGAGGGUCAUGGAAAUGCCAUAUGCUUUUCAGUGCUGUGCCUUUGUGUCAUGUGAAAUACCUAAUAAGCUCUCGAACCCAUGGGACAGAGAUGAGAAUAGCAGCAGUGAGGAUUUCAACAAAAAAGAAACAAAUCUUCUUCCUGGUCCAGAUUAUCCUGAGCUUGAUGACUUCCUCUUGGACUUUGAAGAGGACUUAAAGGUGCACCACUCCGUCCAGUGUUCACCCGCACCAGGUCCAUUCCGGCCUUGUGAUCAUCUCUUUGGAAGCUGGCUAAUUCGCACAGGUGUAUGGACAAUUGUGGUACUCUCUCUCUUGUGCAACAGUCUGGUGGUCAUAACCAUCUUCACAUCCCCCACCUACAUUUCACCUUCGAAGUACCUCUUAGGACUUCUCGCUAUUGUGAAUGGCCUGAUGGGACUUUCCAGUGGUAUCCUGGCAGUGGUAGAUGCCUUGACAUUUGGAAGCUUUGCCAAGUACGGAGCUUGGUGGGAAAGUGGAAUUGGUUGUAAGAUCACCGGGUUCUUGUCAGUCUUUUCAUCUGAAGCAUGCAUUUUCCUAUUGACAACAUCUGCGCUCGAAAGGGGACUCUCCAUUAAGUGUUCCAAAAGUUCAGAGACCAAAUACUCCAAGACCAACGUCAAACUUGUGUCAGCAUUCUGCUUCUUCCUGGCUUUGGCCAUCACGAUCCUACCAUUGCUUCACGUGGGAGAGUAUGGCAUCUCUGCACUCUGCUUGCCUUUACCUUUUGGGGAGCCAUCCAGCCUUGGCUUCCUGGUGGCUCUAGUUUUGCUGAACUCCCUGUGUUAUUUUGUAAUGACCGUCACAUACACAAGAUUGUACUGUAACCUGGAGAAGGGAGAAUUGGACAACUUCUGGGACUGUUCCAUGAUCAAGCAUGUCGCCUGGCUCCUCUUCGCAAAUUGCAUCUUGUACUUCCCAGUGGCUUUUCUAUCCUUCUCCUCCUUGCUCAGUCUUUCUUUUAUCAGCCCAGAAGUAAUCAAGUCAAUCCUUCUGGUUAUUGUUCCUCUGCCUGCCUGCUUAAACCCAACACUUUAUAUACUUUUCAACCCACACUUUAAGGAAGAUCUUGGGCUUCUGCUAAAGCAGGCGGGCCUGUCAAGGAAAUGUAAACAAGCCAGCAUGACCUCUCUAAACUCUGAAGAUGCAGAAAAGCAGUCAUGUGACUCCACACAAGCCCUGGUGACCUUUGUGAAUGCUGAUAAGUUGAGCAACACCUCUGGAAGCAAGGCUGCCCUGUCCACCUACCAGAUUAUUGAGAGCUGUCACUCACAGGCGGUGGCUUUUAUUCCCUGCCAUUAGGACCAAACAGGGAUGGGGGGGGGGGCGGAUUUCAAAAUGAUGACAGACAUUUCAGAUGAAAUCCCUUCCGCAACGCUGGCUCAAGUCAGAGGUGUGGCAUCCCAGCCUAUUGUAAAUAGGAUCUGCUUGACACCAUGUUUUGGAAACUUCUUCAAAUUCUCCUCUCAGGAUUAACUAACAGUUGGAUCCAGUACCUACUUGUGCAUUGUUAGCUUGGUACAAAAAAGACAUUAUAAAAAUGGACUUUCUGACCUUUUCCAUCUCUUCCUUAGGGGUGUUUGUGAAAAUCAUGUUAAUGAUUUGAAGGAUCAUUUACCCAAUAGGGCAUUAACGCUGUUGUUCUCUAGCAGCUUGGAUGUCUCAUUCAGUACUCCGUAGGCCCCGGGAUCCCACAGCUUCCUGUGAUAUGAAUCAUAAUUUGAACACUUUUGACAUAUUUUGUGUUCAAGAAAGGCGGUAUGAAAAUUUUCAAAUUGAAAUGACUGCAGAUCUGGUAUGUUGAUGUUACACUCCCAGAGGCCAGUGCCAUGAAUCAAACACUCAUUUUAUCAGUGAAAAGGGUAACAGCAGUAAUCUCAAUGAGGUUUUUUAUUUCCAAAGAUUUAGAACGUUCCAGGCCUGUUCAUCAUUUAUUCACAGCACAUAGCAUUUGUCAAAGGUGAAAGGAAAGAAGCGAACAAUGGUUUCUAUUUUUGAAA
Polypterus senegalus (gray bichir) is the source of this 3574-nucleotide messenger RNA. RefSeq names its product leucine-rich repeat-containing G-protein coupled receptor 5-like. NCBI's taxonomy places the organism in Eukaryota, Metazoa, Chordata, Cladistia, Polypteriformes, Polypteridae. The transcript has 18 exons. Bases 168 to 2876 code for a protein of 902 amino acids. Gene Ontology annotation, cellular component: membrane. Gene Ontology annotation, molecular function: G protein-coupled receptor activity; protein binding; protein-hormone receptor activity. The record is from RefSeq and is a predicted model, not a curated record. Gene Ontology annotation, biological process: G protein-coupled receptor signaling pathway.